Sarcophilus harrisii (Tasmanian devil) is the source of this 3422-nucleotide messenger RNA. It is a transcript of the gene SYT16, whose product is annotated as synaptotagmin 16. The coding region runs from base 163 to 2100 and encodes 645 amino acids. Lineage: Eukaryota; Metazoa; Chordata; Mammalia; Dasyuromorphia; Dasyuridae. The record is from RefSeq and is a predicted model, not a curated record. The transcript has 7 exons.
AACAAGAAACUGUGUUUUGAAAAGAUAGGGGGUCUCCCAUGUUUGGAACAUCGAGGAAAGAGAAAACGCUCCAGAGGCAAAUUUGGGGUUCAUGAGGGACUGGCUCACGUAAUCACGGCAUGCCUGCAAAACUGAACUUCUGGAAUUUGUAGUCUUCAGGUCAUGGUAUUGACCAUGGCUUCUCAAGAUGCCCAGAACUUCUUCCAGCCUCUUUCUUCUUGGAUGUCACGGGUGUAUGAAACUGUUCAACAAAUUGGAGAUACUUUAUCUGCUUCCUUCAUGAAUUUAAGUAAGAAGAAUCCUCAGUUAAAUGGUGAACUGGACUCAGAGGUGAAUGAUGAUGAUGAUGUUAAAGAGAGUGAUUUGGAAGAUGGAGCAAAACAAGACAAUGCUCAGACCCAGGAUUGCAUGGACUCUGUAUUGCUUGAAACUAACCAUUUCCCUGUGGGAAGUUAUAAUACUGAUUUUUGGGAUCUGAAACAAAGCCCUCUUCGGGACUCUAGUUCCAUAGCAUCCCAACAACCCCGUUCCACCUGUCAUAAUCCAAAGCAGCCACCCAGGCUUUCUCCUGUUCUUGAGAAAAGUUGCCAUCUUAAAAAGCCGAGACAGAAUCUUCAAUAUGGCUUUGAGAAUCAAGCUCCUGAAUCUUUAGAAAACAUUAAUGGAGAAGAGCAAGUUAACAGUUAUGGAGAAGAUGAAGAACUAUCCACAUCUUCUGACAGUGAUGAAGAGAUGAUCAAGCAAUUUGAGAUCUCUGUAUCCCGCUCACAAAGCUUCCACUCAGGAGUACCUGAAAAAGGAAUGCAAGCAAGUUCAGAGAGAAAGACAAAAUUUAAUCACUUACUGUCUGGUCAUGAAGAGAAUAGUACAGAAGCAUCUGAAUGUGAAGAUUUAGAUUUGGAUGGAUUGAGCCAACCAACCUACCAAGAUAAUGUUUCUUAUGGUGAAUAUGAUCACAUUUCUGUGGAUUCAAGGACUGCAUCUGAGAAUAGGGAUGUUGGAGAAGAAAGAACCGGAGGACACGAAGCCAUCUUGACUCAAAGUUUUGGUGUGCAAGCCACAGAAAGGAACCAGGAGAUAGAGACAUCCUUUAGCAACCCAGGCUUUGAAGAACCUUAUUCCACUGAUACUUCCUCAGCCUGGAGCCCAGAGGAGUCUGAUGGACUCAAUGCUCUUCAUUUCCCUCCCAAUGCCCGUGAACCCAUCUCAAAGUGUGGAAACUUAGAUGUCAUCUUUGAAUAUAAUCUUUCCAGCCAAAAGCUUGCAGUGACUGUUGUAAAGGCACAGGACAUUCCAGAUAAAGAUCGGAGUGGUGCUGAUGCAUGGCAAGUCCACAUGGUCCUGCUUCCCAGAAAAAAGCAGAGGGGGAAGACAAGUGUUCAAAGAGGGCCCACCCCAAUCUUCAAAGAGAAAGUAUUCUUUAGUAGAGUAGAUCCUGAAGAUCUGAGGGGCUAUGCAGUCCGGUUCCGGCUAUAUGCUCUACUCAAGAUGAAACGAGAAAAGAUGAUGGGAGAAAAUUUGUUUCACCUCAGCCAGUUGUACCAAAAACAGAAAAUGAAAGUGACUUUGGUUUUGGAGCCAAGAAGUAAUAUGAGUAGUGGAGAGUCUCAGCUCAGCCUGUCUGCAGUUUCUCACAGUGAUAGUGCUUCAUCCACACAGUCUUUGUCUCAUGGAGGGGUGCCAGAGCUCUUGGUGGGAUUGUCAUAUAAUGCUACAACGGGACGAUUAUCUGUAGAAAUUAUCAAAGGCAGCCAUUUCCGAAACCUUGCUAUUAACAGACCUCCUGAUACUUAUGGGAAGCUCUUCCUUCUCAACUCUGUGGGCCAAGAGAUGUCCCGUUGUAAGACAUCCAUCAGAAGAGGGCAGCCAAAUCCCAUUUACAAGGAAACGUUUGUUUUCCAGGUAGCCCUCUUUCAGCUUUCCGAUGUCAUAUUGAUGAUCUCAAUUUAUAAUAGACGUACUAUGAAGCGCAAAGAAAUGAUUGGAUGGAUUUCAUUGGGUCAGAACAGCAGUGGGGAGGAAGAACAAGACCACUGGCAAGAAAUGAAGGAAGCCAAGGGACAGCAGAUCUGCAGGUGGCACACCUUGCUAGAAUCUUGAUCACUUGAACCCAAGGUCAUCUGUCUAAUCUUCCAGAUCAUUGCUCAUUGGUAGAUCCCUAUUUGACACAUAAUUUAUCAGACUUUUCUAAGGCAACUUGUCCUCCUUUGGAUUUAUAAAUGGAAGCACUGAACUUUUACCUUUCAAGGUUUUUAUGUUGAGUUUCUUACCAGACCAAUUAAUUAAUAGAAGUGAGAAAAUCAAGAAGAUGGAAAAACCUGUUUAAACAAUAAUAGUAUCGCUCCUGUUCUGAAUUAUGUUGAUCUGAUGAACUUCAAGAUUAAAUCUGCACCAACUGCAUAUUAUUCUGUACACUUUGUCUAUGUUGAUUCUGCAACCUAAGCUCUCUUUUAUGACACUAUUUCCAGCCCUAAAGCAGCUUACACAUAGUAGAAGCUUAACAAAUACUUACUCUUUUGAUUUAAUUGCUUUGUGAAAAUGUAUAGUUGCCAACACUUGAAUGAGUUAUAUUUUCAGGUAGCAUGUGCAGUUUCUCAAAUAUUUCUUCAAACAUUCAAAGUGUCAAUGAUUGUCAUUAUUCAGCUGAUUUUCAUUAAGGAAUCUUUACUGAUCAUAAAUACUUACAUUUAAUGAUAGGCAUGAGUCAUGGGUUGUAGACUUUCAUCAGGUUAUUAGCAUAAAUGUUGGUUAAAGGCUAUUUUAAAUAUUUUGUGCAUAUUUAUGUUUCUUUAGUAUCAAAGGGUUUGAUUCCUAUGAUUUUAAAUUGACAAAAUGAAAAAAAGAGGUUGCAUGUACCUAAAUUGUAAUUAUUCCAGCUUUUCAUUUGAGUUUAUAUUUCAUUGUUGACUUUUUCCUGUCUCCAGGGUGAUACCUAGUGAACUCUUGAGAUAUUAAAAAUGAAAAGAAAAUCCUUUAUAAUUUCACAUAGAAUUAUAGACUAAAAGAAAUACUUUAGAAAACAUGUAAUCUAUGUAUUUUAUCAACCACAGAUGUGAAACUAAAGACAAGAUGCAUUCAAGGUCACACAGAUAGUAAAUAGCAGAGCUGAGGGAAGGACCCAGGCCUAUUGACUUCAUACCAUUCAUUCUUUUGCAUAACAUGUCUUCCCUGAAACUGAAAUGAAAGAAAGAACACUAAAUAUCAUGGCUCUCCUGAUAAUGCCCAGGUCAGGUACCAGGCAACUCUACUGUGUUCACACUGUUAAUAUCUGCCAUAUAGAACACUGUAUAGCUGUUAAAGAAGUGGUUUGACAUUUGACAAUUAGUUUGCUUUUUUAGGCACUGGGCAGCCAGGUGGCAUGGUGAAUAUAAUUCUGGGCCUGGAGUUAGGAAGACUCUUCUUUGUGAGUUCAAAUGUGGCCU